AAUCGUUUGAUUUUUCAUUUAAAAAUAAGUAAAUUCGAAACAAAAUAAAAGUCACAAUUUCGGAUACUGAUUUGAAUCCGGAUAAGUUAUGUCUUUCGAAGAGUUAGAGCAGGAUCCAUUUGACACUCAUGAAUUUGUGGAGCGAUUGGCAUGGCGGACAAUGGGGACAAAGGCCCGUAGUCAGCAUGAUGAAUUUGAUCCAAUGUUGCUGCAUGGGGCCUUUGAGCAGAUGAUAUCUGACUUGAAGCAGAAGAAUCGCAUGGUCCAACAGCGGGUGGAUAAACUAGAAGACGAAUGCAAGGAGGAGGAAAAGAAGCACUGGUCACGAGUUGUGGACCUGCAGAGGAACAACCAGACAGCCUAUUCACACUUUGAAGGCCUGGCAGAGCGCAUCAGUGUUGUGGCCACAAAGGUCGUUCACCUAGGUGACCAGCUUGAGGGGGUCAACACGCCCCGUGCUCGUGCUGUCGAGGCACAGAGGCUCAUGAGCUACCUGUCAGAAUUCUUCACUGAUGAACCUCCUAAGUCAGCCAUCUUUAAAGAGGACAACCAGCUUCAGCUGGCAGCAGAAAUCAUUCAGAAACUGCACAUGAUUGCUCUUGAGCUGCCUUCUACUGAGAAGUUCAAUAAAGCAAGAACGAAAAUAGCACACAAGUAUGAUGAGAUUGAGGAUAAGCUGAUCAAGGACUUCUGUAAAGGCCACCACAACGGUGACAAACGCAAGAUGAAGAGGUGUGCAUCCGUACUUUCCAACUUUAAGGGACACGGCCGAUGUAUUGAUACAUUCAUAGAGGAAACCCAAAAGGGUUCGUUCAUUAGUCCUGAUCCAUUUAGUGAGGUGUUCCCACUGUGUAAGCGGAGUAACGAACUGAUCCAGGAAGUGUUUACAAAUCCUGACAUGGUUAUGGGCAAACUUGUACAGAAUAUCUACAUCACAAAACUACAGACAUUUAUUCAGAGCAAGUUGGAUGAUCAGUCUGACCCGGAGCAGUACUUGAAAGACUUCUUUGACAUGUACACAAGAACUUCAAAGCUGUCUAGUGACCUGUCUCAGUUCAAGAUUGGCAAUGACAGCUCAUUUCUGCCCAAAAUGUCCAAGGUCAUCUUCCAGAAACAUCUCGACAACUAUAUCAGUUUUGAGAUCAAGUACCUGAAUGAGAGAUGUGGAGCCAUCCUACAGCGUUAUUAUGAUGGGAAAAACCACCAGAAGAAACAGAUCCAGUCAGGAGGUUUAUCUGAGCUGAGACGUGACCUGCAGGCAAAAAUCGGAACCAUGAAUGUGAAUAUCAACAUCGGCCCCACGGUAGAAAACUAUGGGGGUGAAACUUUCCUCUCACAAGAGGUCUCCAUCAACGUUCUGCAGGAGACAAAACAGGCCUUCAAAAGAUGUCAGAUGUUGUCUGGAGGUUCUGAUGUCCCAGAAAAUGCUGUGAAGAUCCUAGAUAUUCUUAUCAAAUAUCUUGUACUGGAGCAUAUAGACUACGCUGUGGAAGUAGGACUACAAGCCAUUCCAGUUUCUGAGCCUAAAGUUGCCCCCGAGAUCUAUUUCUUCGACACAGUUCAGCAGGCCAACACCCUGUUUCAUCUGUUUGAGAAACAAUUCAUGGACAGUGCUGUUCCCCUUUUCCUAGUUGAUGGUACAGACAUUGUGUCAACCCCACUGUAUGCGGACUGCCUACACCGUAAACGUGAACUACGGGACAACCUGGAGUCAAAGAUUGACACGGGCCUGGACCGCGCUGUCACAUCCAUCUGCAAUUGGGUCCGCUAUAUUCUCACCUCUGAACAGAAGAAGAAAGACUUCCUGCCAGAUGAUGACUCCGUCCUUGCUCAGAUGGGCACUCCAGCAUCGGCUAAGGUUGUUCGGUUUCUGUCUGGCCAACACUCAAUGAUCAGGGACAACAUGGACGGGAAGAAUGUGGAGAUUGUUCUGCUGGAGCUGGGGACCAGGUUACAUCGCAUCAUUUAUGACCACCUCACACAGUUCUCAUACAAUUCACUGGGAGCAAUGUUGGUGAUCUGUGACGUGAAUGAAUACCGAAAGUGUGUAAAGGAUUUUGAGCUGCCGCUCGUAUCUCAGCUGUUUGAGAAACUACACGCCCUUUGUAACCUGCUUGUUGUUGUACCAGAAAACCUGAAACAAGUCUGCGGCGGGGACCAACUGACGGGGCUGGAUAAGAGUGUCUUGUUGUCUUUUAUCCAGCUAAGAGCUGACUAUAGGUCGGCAAAACUAGCCACAGUCCUCAAGUAAAAUACUUACAGAAGUCAGACAGAGGUGGCUAGUUCUGAUGCUGAAGUGAACAAUACAACAGCUUAAUGUGUUACGCCAUGCAUCUGUUAUUUAUGUGGUAUAAGUAUUUCUUAUCAUGUACAAACUUUUGUACUUUUGUACUCAGCUUAUAUUACAUUUAAUUGUUUUAUACCGGAUUAUAAUUAUUUGCUUCAGUUAUAACAACAAAUAAACAACACCAAUUGACAUUUGAUUAUCACGUAUAAACAGCAGACAUAAUUAUAUAGUUCCUCUAAUAGUUAUCGUUACCUUUUAAAGCUUGUUCAAGAUUAUAGGUAGAUGUAAAAAGUGUCUCAUCUAAGGGUUGAGGAUGUAUAAUGUACCGAUAAGCUGAAAGCUGUGGCAAUGUGCAAUAUUGCUAAAUUUAUUUAUUGUCCUCUACGCUUGGGUGUGUUGCAAGUGAAUGUACAUUAUGAUUUUUGCUUGUAUUUAAAAAAGAUCAAUAACUUGAAUAAAAUCUAUUAAUCUU
Molecule: messenger RNA, 2759 nt
Organism: Mya arenaria
Lineage: Eukaryota; Metazoa; Mollusca; Bivalvia; Myida; Myidae
Product: exocyst complex component 5-like
Exons: 19
Coding region: 89-2251 (720 amino acids)
Biological process (GO): Golgi to plasma membrane transport; exocytosis
Cellular component (GO): cytoplasm; exocyst
Source: RefSeq, a predicted model, not a curated record